Pygocentrus nattereri (red-bellied piranha) is the source of this 1002-nucleotide messenger RNA. Its product is annotated as putative gustatory receptor clone PTE01. Gene Ontology annotation, cellular component: membrane. Gene Ontology annotation, molecular function: G protein-coupled receptor activity; olfactory receptor activity. NCBI's taxonomy places the organism in Eukaryota, Metazoa, Chordata, Actinopteri, Characiformes, Serrasalmidae. Gene Ontology annotation, biological process: G protein-coupled receptor signaling pathway. Bases 1 to 1002 code for a protein of 333 amino acids. The transcript has a single exon. The record is from RefSeq and is a predicted model, not a curated record.
AUGGAUUCAAAUUUCUCCAUAUAUACAACAUCGUUGACUUUGGAGUCACUGGAAUUACCUCCAUCUAAUAUUUUUCCAGCAUUCAUAUUUGGAACUCUCACUUAUUGUACCAUUUUGUUUUUAAAUAUGACUGUGUUACUAACAAUUGCUCUGAAUCAAAAACUUUAUAAGCCUAUGUAUAUAUUGUUGUUUAACUUGCCACUCAAUGAUAUGGUGGGUGCCUCAGCCUUUUUCCCUCAGCUGGUGUCUAGUAUUCUGUCACAGAAUAGGUCCAUCACUUACUCUGCUUGUUUUGUACAAGCUUUUCUGACACAUAUGUAUGGUGCCGGAGCAUUUCUCAUUCUCAGUGCUAUGGCUUAUGACAGAUAUGUUGCAAUUUGUUGUCCAUUGAAAUACAACACUUUGAUGUCUCCAAAUAACUUGCUGAAAAUAAUUAUAAUAAUGUGGAUCUUAAAUUUUACUUCGAUUGGUUCACUACUUGCAUUGAACUACCGCAAAGAGAUUUGCAGCACACAAAUAGUUGACAUUUUCUGUAAUAAUCCAUCUUUAAUGAAGCUGGUAUGUGGAGAUACGAAGGUAAAUAACUACUAUGGACUGUUUGUAACAGCUUUUUUUGAAGGUAUGCUUCUGCUGAUAGUGGUCUUCACAUACGUCCAGAUCUUAAUCACUGUUAUUACAAAAAGACAGUCUGACGCCAAAAGUAAAGCAAUUCAGACCUGUGGUACACACUUAAUUGUUUUCUUGUGCUUCGAGUUCACCACACUGUUUCUCUUUAUAGCUCACAGACUUGAGUCAGCACCCCAAAACUUACGAAGGGCCUUAGGUGCUUCUGCCUUGAUUUUUCCUCCAAUACUUAAUCCUCUAAUAUAUGGGCUGAAAACAAGAGAAAUUCGACAGAAUCUUAUUUUCCUUUUCCAUAAGAAGGUUUUACCAACAAAACAGAAAAACAAAACAAAGCACAGUGAAAAGACAAUUGCAGUAAGAAAUAUCUGGAAACAAUGA